UGUUUCCGUGGGAGGCUGCGGAGUCGGGCUGGUUCCGUGAGGGGCUGCGGGGCUCUGCGGUACGCGAGCGGCGGCCCAGGUACCCAGCGCGCUCGCAUCCGCUGCCUGCCCGUCGGCUUUUUUGCCUCUCUUCAGCGUCUCUCUGGGGUUUGUGAGAGACCGAUGAAGUUCUAAACCAGGCAGAUCCCUGUGACUGUUGUGCCGCGGUGUAUGAAAUUCUGUUGUUCCUACUUUGUGGCUCUGUAGCUCCAGUUGUCCCCGCGCUGUUGGGCCGGCCGCACAGUUGUAGCAAUGGCUUCAGGAACAGCACUGAUUUAUGAUGAGGAGAUGACCACUCACAAACUGCUUUGGAAAGAUCCCAUUUGUGAUAUUGAAGUGCCAGAAAGACUUUCAUCCUCCUAUGAGCAGCUUAGAAGUUACCAUCUUGUGGAAAGGUGUGUCCAUGUGCCCGUCAGAGAAGGAAGCGAGGAGGAGAUCCUGUUGGUUCACAGUUUAGAGCACUUGGAAGUGGCAAAAAGCACUCAGACAAUGAAUGAGGAGGAGCUGAAAAGGGUCUCUGAAAAUUAUGAUGCUUUUUUCUUUCAUCCGAGCACUUACCACUGUGCCAGGCUGGCUGUAGGAGCAGCUUUGCAGCUGGUGGACGCUGUGAUGGCUGGGAAAGUGCGCAAUGGAAUGGCCUUAGUCAGACCUCCAGGUCACCACAGCCAGAGGAAUGCAGCUAAUGGGUUCUGUUUGUUCAACAACGUGGCUAUUGCAGCAGAAUAUGCAAAACUGAAAUAUGGUCUGCAGAGAAUCCUAAUUGUUGACUGGGAUGUGCACCAUGGGCAAGGAACUCAAUAUAUAUUUGAAGAAGAUCCAAGUGUUUUGUACUUUUCUUGGCAUCGCUAUGAGCAUCAGGAAUUCUGGCCAUCACUGAAAGAAUCUGAUUAUGAUGCUGUUGGUCUGGGAAAAGGAAAAGGUUUUAACAUAAAUUUGCCUUGGAAUAAGGUUGGGAUGGGAAAUUCAGAUUAUCUUGCUGCAUUUUUCCAUGUGUUGCUUCCAAUGGCUUUUGAGUUUGAUCCUGAACUGGUUAUUGUCUCCUCUGGAUAUGAUUCUGGAGUUGGUGACCCUGAAGGUCAGAUGAAUGCUACUCCUGAGGUUUUUGCCCACCUUACCCAUUUCCUGAUGCAGUUAGCUAAUGGAAAGCUGUGUGUCAUCCUAGAGGGUGGAUACCACUUGAAAUCAUUGGGUGAAUCAGUGUGCAUGACUGUAAGAACUUUGCUUGGAGAUCCUGUACCUCAAAUAACUGGAGAAAUGGCACCUUGUCUAAGUGCUGUUGAAUCUAUUCAAAAUGUGAGAGCAGCACAUAAACCCUACUGGAAAUGGUUGACUUAUGAAGAUACAUCAUUUUUACAAAAUUUGAGCACCAAAUCACAUUUACUAAAGAAGGCUAAUUCAAAUCCCUCCACAGAAGAUGCAUCUCAGAUAACUAACAACAACAACACUGUCAAAGUAGAAAGGUUUUUGGAAUUGCACAUGAAAAAUAUUCUAUUUCCAGUGCCUCCCAUCAAAACAGCAACAACUGGCUCUGAAGGUUCAGAACAUUUUCUUCCUGAACAUGUUCAGCUGGUGAAGGAAAUGGAUGAAACAGAAAUAAAAGCUCUUGUGAGUGGCUUUUAUGCAGACCUUGUGAAAGAAGACAAAACUUUGCUCUCUCUUGGCAGUACAUUUGUGAUCCUAGAUAAGAUACUUAAGAAGGAGGUGUGUAAUGGAAUUGCAGCAUCACCCACAGCUGCUCUUUCUGCUGCUGUUGCACUAAGACAUUCUGUUCGUUUUGGAUUUCAAAGAGUGCUUUGUGUAUUUGUUGGAGACAUGCAGAUGAUACCAAACACAGAAGAUGGAAAAAUGCUUAUCAUAAACAUCUGUGAGAAAGAACAGUCUAGAAAGACUGGCUGCAAACACUAUAUUUCUCUAAACUGGAAAGAGGAUGCUGGAGGAAAUGAUUUCUUUUCUGCUGUGCUUGGAUUCAUUCUUCCUGUAGCAUAUAGUUAUCAACCAAACCUAACAGUAAUAGCUGUUGGACCAAACAGGAGCCUUGGAAUAAGUGGGAUUUCUCUGCUUGUUGCUUUACUCCGAGGGUUGGCUGAGUCUCGAGUUUUUGCUGUGAUUGAGGACACAGAGAUAAAUUUAAUGCAAAGUGUAGCCAAAGCAUUAGUGGGUGCUUCUACACCUCCCUUUGGAAUUUAUGUACCUCCUACCCAAGAAAAAGUAAAUAAAAUAAAAGCAUUAAGAGACCAGUUUCAGCAGGAAUGGAAAAUGCUUCAGUCUUCAGUGAACGAUGGGACUUCCAGAAAUUGAUUUCACUUCAGAAUCAUUUUACAAAGAAGAAGAAAAGGAAAAUAUGAGGACCUCACUGUGCCCUCUUUUCAAGCAUAAAUUCUCAGUAAAACAAAUAAGACCUCCAAAUCUCCAGAGACUUAGUAGUUGCCUAAGGCCACAUCAUGUAAAUUCUCAAAAUUAAACAAACAUCCCAAGGCAAUAGCCAUGAUAUGCCUUGUUUUGUAGUAUUCCAGGUAUGAUUUAGGGAUCAUUUUCAAGAGAACUUUUUUGUUAUUGUGGCUUCAAUAAUUUGACCUUUUGAUUUCAGGCACAUCAAAUCAAAUGAUGUUUAUACUGUUAUUCCUACAGGGUUCAACUUUAUAUCAUGCAGAAUAAAUAAAUCUGUCUUUGCAGUUGUCUUUUUCAACUGUUCAGAGUGCUUCCCUUCUCAUUUGUUUUGGUUUUCAGAUAUUGCUGGAGAGGAAAUGAUACCCAUCCUUGACCAUUUUGAAAUUAAAAUCUCUUUCAAAAGAAAAUAAAAGCUAAGUGAAAGAUUUUUCACAAAGAAGAGCCGAAGAGCAUUAACAUGUUCUCUUUCAGUUUAGAGUUUCUUUGAACUCGCCUUUGAGGUCCAAAAAGGUAUUUAAAUUGGAAACUAGCCAAUGGCCAAACUUUAGCUUCAGCAUUUUUCCUAACAGGAAAUUUGUUUCCUGACAGAGGAGUUUUUUGCCAUUCUCCCCUCUCGCACUGUCUCGCCUAAACGCCUCCUCCUCCCCCCCUUUUUUUAUUAAACGCAGCGUUUUAAUGAUAAAAGCAUUUUCUUGAGUAAUAGCUCAGCUCUUUCCCCUUUCCCUGCCUUUGUUCAAUGGAAGUUGUAGUGUUGCAUUUUGAUAUGUA
Molecule: messenger RNA, 3195 nt
Organism: Zonotrichia leucophrys gambelii
Lineage: Eukaryota; Metazoa; Chordata; Aves; Passeriformes; Passerellidae
Gene: HDAC10
Product: histone deacetylase 10
Exons: 21
Coding region: 292-2337 (681 amino acids)
Biological process (GO): negative regulation of transcription by RNA polymerase II
Molecular function (GO): deacetylase activity
Source: RefSeq, a predicted model, not a curated record